CAGAGUGGUGUCGGGCUGGACUGGAAUCUCGGGGUCUCCUGUGUUACCUUUGGGUCCCUGCGAGCUAGAGACCUGAGGCGUCCUGUGGACGACCUGACCCAAUGUCUCCAGGGUCGGGAAGCGUCGCGGCCACGGGCUCCCCCGAGCCGGCAGCCGCGGGACACGGGCACACAACAGGAGAACAUGUUUGUCAGGCAAAGGUGUCCCAACGAAUGAGCCCAGUCGGGCGCUGUCUCCAGAACGACCUUGGACAGAGGUCCAGCCUGUGCCUGGCUGCAGCCCUGGGUGGAGUCAGAGGGUGGCAAGCUGCCCAGGGAGGCCGGGGGCCACCUCCAGGAUGACCAAGUGUCGGGGGGCCACUGUAACUGGCCAUCCCCCGGGCACUCAGUGAUUUCAGCCCUUUGUAUACAUGAGCCGUGACCCCGGGAGCAGGUCCCGGCCUCUUCCUCACCCCAAGAGGCCCUCAUCCUCCCCAGCCAAGGCCCGUGGGUGGCCGGCCCUCCCUCCAGCCCCAAGAGGUCCAGCUGUUCCACAGGCUCUACAUCUUUCGCGGCUGGAGCCCGAGCAGCCCUCAGGGGCCUGGAUCCGGGCCCUGGAGCCCCUCAGGGAGGACAGGAACAAGGCGGGUACCGGUGAUGGAUGGAGCACCCGUACAGGGCCCGGAUCGCAGACCGCAGUGGGGAAGGGGAGAGGGGACGCCAGUGAGGCCCCGCCCCCAAAGCCAUCCAGCCUUUCCAUCCAGUCACCAGGGCCUGGCAUGGCCCCAGGAGCGGUGGCCGACCAGACUCCUGACACAGCCGGCAGGCGACACCGCAUCACCGGUGCCGGCCUGGAAGUGAGGAUCGGCAGCUUGGACGAGAGCAUCCGCCGAGCUGGCAGGGGGCACGUCCCUUGGUCCCCUCUCCGAGACCUCUCCGGGUACAGACCUCACUUGAACAACUCCUCUGACAGGAGACCAUCUCUGGACCUGCCGGGGAAUCCAGCCCCGGGAGGAAGCGACGACCUGCUCUGCUCUACAGAGGAGACUGAGGCGACAUCAUCCUCCCAGGCCGGUGCCUGGGAAUCCAUGCUUGCCUGGGGGCAAAUACCAAGCCCUCGAGCUCCCUCCACAUCUAGGGUGCCGUGGCUCUGACGACACUGCCUGGUCACGUCCCCUGCGCCUGGCAAGCUGCGGUUACCCCCGUUCCUUACCUGACGUCCGAGCCCAGAGUGAACUGGGCCAGAUGCCCUCCCCAGGGUGUUCCCCUCCCCCCUCCCUAGUGUUUUCCUCCCCCAGGGAGCCCACCAUCCCUGCCCCUUGAGCCCCCUGCUACCACCGCCCCGCUCCAUGGCUCCCAUCCAGAACACCCUCAUCUCUAAGGCUGGCUUCAGAGGUCACCUCCUCGGGGUCCUGAGAAACCCAGGCUUCGGGUCAGAGUGACCCGGGUUCACACCCACAGCGGGGCCACGUCAGAGUCCUGUGACACGCAAGCUCUAUGCCAGCUUCUGGGACCUCGGUGCUCUUUUUGAAGAUGGGGUCGGUGGCUCCGACCUCUGAUGGGUGUGUGGGAGAUGAAAGCAGGGAGGCGAAGGUGUCCGAAGUGGGGGAGCUUGUGGGGGGAGGGGGCUCUAGGGAAGGCAGGGGGAGGGGAUGGGGAGGAAGGAAAGGCGGCCUGACCUCUCCCUGCCCAGACUGGUGUCCACCUCCCCCUCCCCCUGCUCAGCCAGGCGCCCGGAUGAACAGUGGAGUGGAGUGUGGGGGCCAGGUCAGGAGGGUGGGGGCCUGUCUCGUUUCCCUCUUGCCCCCGUGUCUCCCUACCCGCUGUGUCCAGCCGCCCUGCCUGGGUGGAGUGGCCGUGGCCCCAGGCCUAAGAGGAUAUGAGGGUCACUGAGCAGGCGGUGGAGAUCGGAUACGUGCGACCCCAGGUGUCGUGGGCUCCUGCCGCGAGGUGGUCCCGUGCACGCAGUCCCAUGGUCCUGGUGCACCUGCGCGGGCUCCACCUGCCUCGACCUUUGGUGGGAGCACCUCCCCGCCCCCAAGGCUCCCGCGCCACAUCCUGCCCAAAGGUGGGAGCCAGGGGCCACUCUAGCCGGACUGGUGCAGCUCCUCCUCCAAGCGCUCAUGGAACAGUCGGGAAACUGAGGCCAGGAGAGGCAGGGACUGGCCAGGGACCCACCAGGUGAGCAGAGCCUAGAGGGGCUGGGGGAGGUUUCGGGCUCCUAGGCCAGGGCUUCACUUUCCCAUGCGGUUUUCGAGGGAAUGAGAGCCUCUAAGAUCCUGGAGGACCACUGAACCCAUCCCAUGUGGGGUCCUUUCCUCUGGGCAUCCCCGAGUGGGCACAGGUCCACGCAAUUGCAUGGAAACACAGUCCCCCGCCCCCCAGUAACUAAUCACCCGCGUGGGGGUCAAAGGAUGAGUGGAUCCUGGAGGUGACAGGCGGUGGGGGAGGAAAGUGGUGUGGGGCGGGGACAUUGUCUCCAGGGAACAUGCCCAUGAGGGGAGCCACGCCAGGCCGAUGGCCAGGGGAUCCCCAAGAUGCCCCCGUGUGUAUCACAGGCACCCUCAUUCUAGAGAAGCACCCCACUCAGCUCCCGUGGUUGGAGACCUUCGAAUGCGCAACGUGUUCUCAUGCUGUGUCCUGAUAUCUCGAGGCUGUGGUCUCAGGAAAGCCCACAGGGAGAGCCUUUUCCCACUUGCAGUCGGUGGGUCCGGGCUCACCCCCGAAGCCUCUGGUCACGUGCCCGGAGGGACGCAAAGGUGACACCGGGAGGCCCAGGACUGGCCGGUCUAGCCUGACACGGCCCUGAUCCGACUGGUGAGUCGCACGAGCUUCCCUGUGUCUGUGAGUGUGUGUGAGGCUGUGUGUGCUUGUAAGGAUGGGACGUGGGGGGGAAGCCACCCAGAGCAGGAGCAGGCUGAUGGGAGGGUCAUGUCCGCACCCCAGGUCAAGGGUGACUGGGAGGGACAGGGUGAGUUGUGUAGAGCUACAGGACACAGGGACACAUUCUGGUGACCGUCCCCGAGCCCUGCCGGCAGCUGGGGUCCAGGUGCCCUAGUGGUCAGCACACACCAGGGUCUGGGCUGAGCAGAAGGCCAUGACCUCAAGGAGACUCCACUCUGCCCUCUCCUGUGUUCCGUGCCAGGCGCACCCCUUCCUCAUCCUCCACGGCCACAUGUGCCCACGAGCCUCAUGGGAUAGCAGGCACAGGACGUGUCUACAGGUGGCUCCCUGAUGGCGCCCCUACAAGUAGAUGCCACAAGGACCCCACUGUGCAGAUGGGGAGACGGGGGGGCCCCAGGAGGCACGGGGUCUGUGCAGGGUCCCAGCACUGGUCAGGAGGAAAGCCCAGGUCUGAACCCAGCUCUGUGGCCCCAAAGCCGUGGCACCGGCUGCCCCAGGCCUCGCGGGGACGUGCCUGGGCUGUGUUGGUGUCACUGUAGGGACAGGGCAUGGGGUGGAGGGGAGCCCUUUGCAGCCUGGGAGGGGCUCUUGUAGGAGCAGGAAGCCGGGUAAGGGGACCCCAGGAAGUGACCUCACCUCCCUGGUCACAGAGCCCAAUUGAACUCAGAACCCGGGUCACCAGGCACCCACGUUCUGGAGACAGCGCCCGACUGGGCUCAUUCGUUGGGACACCUUCACCUGACGAACAUGUUCUCCUGUUGUGUGCCCGUGUUUCGCGGCUGCCGGCUCAGGGGAGCCAGUGGCAGCGACGCUUCCCGACGCUGGAGACAGUGGGUCAGGUCGUGCACAGGACGCCUCAGGUCUCUAGCUCGCAGGGACCCAAAGGUAACACAGGGAGACCCAGAGACAGCCAGUCCAGCCCGACACCGCUCUGAUCUGACCUGUGCGGCCCCAUGUCCCCCCGUGUGUGUGUGUGUGUGUGUGUGUGUGUGUGUGUGUCUGUGUGUCUGUGUGGAUGGAGGGGUCGUGUGUGGAGGGUCCACCCGAGCAGGUGCAGGCUGAUGAAGGGGUCAGAUGCCUGGGGGGGCGGGUCAGGCUCACACUCGGUCAAGGCUGGUUGGGAGGGACAGGGUGUGCUGGGGUGGCCCUCUUGUCCCCGAUGUUCAUCCCGAGCCCUGUAGGUGGAUGUGACUGUGUCCCAGGCACAGGUCUAUGCACACUCAGGUCUGUGUCCAAUCUGGGAGCCACAGUGGAGAGGGUGGAAGGACACUGAGGAUGGCCGGGCACG
Messenger RNA from Acinonyx jubatus (cheetah), 4170 nucleotides. RefSeq lists its product as uncharacterized. Lineage: Eukaryota; Metazoa; Chordata; Mammalia; Carnivora; Felidae. The coding region runs from base 410 to 1132 and encodes 240 amino acids. The record is from RefSeq and is a predicted model, not a curated record. The transcript is spliced from 4 exons.